Enterobius vermicularis (human pinworm) is the source of this 519-nucleotide messenger RNA. NCBI's taxonomy places the organism in Eukaryota, Metazoa, Nematoda, Chromadorea, Rhabditida, Oxyuridae. The record is from the annotation of a GenBank genome assembly.
GACGGUAUUCUAAAGUACGUCGAUCUUCCCUUCUCGUUAAGUGUGUACAACGUACCCGUAUUUGUCCAACAGCAGGGCACGGUCUUCCAUGUAUUAAUUUUUGGAGGGUUAAAAUGCUUCCCUUCAAAACUGUUUCUAGUUGAUUUCAGAGCAGCAAUAAUAGUUGUAAUUUUAGAGGUCCGCAAAUGUAGUGCUUACAAGACGUCACUAUGUAAAACUUUCAAGGAAACGGGUUCUUGUGAUUCAGGGCCUUCCUGUCAUUAUGCGCAUGGUGAACAAGAGCUCAGGAGUCCUCCUAAGGCUCAUCCUAAGUACAAAACUCAACUCUGCAAAAGUUUUGCUGAAUUUGGGACCUGUCCAUAUGGAUCACGGUUUACGCUACAGUGCUUCGUUUAUGGACGGUUAAGAGAUUUAUCUGGCGAUUGUAGUUCCGCGGCGUCAAGACCUUGCAGUUCAGUCUCUGAAAUGGUGGAUGUUGCAUCUUCAUUUUCUGCUCUAUCUCAUUUAAUUCCGCAUUAA